AUGCAAACUACUUUGCCGGAUGCCACAGGCGGAGGGAGGAUGGAUACUAGGAAGAGUCUAAAGGAUUUGGCUCAACUCAUGUUGCCAGCUCUGAUUGAGAAAGGUGAAGGAGAUGCUGCUGAGAGAAGAAAUCGCCGUUUUGCUGGAAACCGUCUACUGAAUUCGGCUCAUUCCCAAAUAAGGAAAGGCGCCUUGAAUAUGAAGGAUAUAGCAGGUAGAGCUCAUCAAGCUGGUAUGCGUCAAGUUGAACGUUUACAAGAAAAACCUCCGCUCUGUUUCCUAUUCCUCAAUCGCGCAUAUCAUAAAUAUGGUCUGAAGCAUGUUGUGCUUAUUCUUGUUUUCCUCUGUUAUACAGCUAUAGGAGCAUUGGCUAUUCUUAUAGCUGAAGGACCCCAUCAGAACAAGUUGAAAUCAGACUGGAAUCAAAAAGUCACAUUCCAUCGAUCUUUACGGGUGAAUGAUAUAAUGAAAAGAGCUUUCAAUAACUCAGAUUUCUUGGUUUACUUGAAGGGAACAACGAGUGCUCGUCUUCAGCUCUUCUUCAACGAGCAGUUGCACUUAUAUGAACAGCAGUUAGACAUUCGCUGGUCGGAUCAGAAGAUGGAAUGGGAUUUUUGGAGCGCUUUGCUAUUUGCUGGCACAAUAUGCACGACCAUUGGCUAUGGUCAUAUUUAUCCAAUUACCAAUGCUGGACGAGCGAUCACCAUGAUUUUUGCCUUAUUUGGAAUUCCUCUCAUGUUGUUGGUCCUACAAGAUAUUGGAAAGUUAUUGACAAUAACAAUGAAGUAUCCAUGGUUCCAAACCAAAAGAUUAACAAGAAGAAUAUUAAAAUGCUGCACGAAGCAAUCAAUCGCUGAAAUGAAACAAAUAGAGAUAAAAGAACGUCAAGAUUUGGAAGUUUUUGAUCUCCCAGUUCCGGUCGGAUUAUCACUUGUGGUCAUAUGGGUUUUGGUAUGUUCAGUUGUUCUAUCAGCAUUGGAUAGCAAUUGGACACCUUUUGAAUCUUUUUAUUUUUUCUUUUUAUCACUAAGUACGGUAGGAUUGGGAGAUCUUGUUCCUUCUUCGCCUCAAUUACUUUUAACCAUGUUUGGUUUCAUACUAAUAGGAUUAUCACUUGUAUCAAUGGUCAUCAACUUGCUGCAAAUGAAGAUGAAAAAGACUUACGAUGCUGGAAAGGUUGUAGCUACGAUUGUGCGCGAGCAAAGUGUCACAACGCUUGGAAUAAUUCAGUGCUUUGAUGACGAAAACUCUACCUCAGACCGAAGUCUCAGUCGAUCUACGCAAACGAGCUUGAGCUUGCCCGCUGUUCGACAGGUUGUCCUUCGUUCGGAUGGUGUUCACUGGGUUACCGAUGAUUCACGACUGAAAAGCCCUGACGAAGUAACACAACUUGUUGAGCUGGAAAGUAGUUUAAGAGUUUGCGAGCAUAUCGGUGAAAACAACAACGAUCAAGAGGAUGAUGAGAAUCUGUUAGAAGAAACAGAUGUUUUAUUGGAUGUCGGUGAAGAAGAAUAUGAAUGA
Auanema sp. JU1783 is the source of this 1521-nucleotide messenger RNA. The record is from the annotation of a GenBank genome assembly. Lineage: Eukaryota; Metazoa; Nematoda; Chromadorea; Rhabditida; Rhabditidae.